Leptonychotes weddellii (Weddell seal) is the source of this 356-nucleotide messenger RNA. The record is from RefSeq and is a predicted model, not a curated record. NCBI's taxonomy places the organism in Eukaryota, Metazoa, Chordata, Mammalia, Carnivora, Phocidae.
AGCUCCACCUGGAAGGGAACUUCUUGCACCGCCUCCCCAGUGAGGUCAGCACCCUGCAGCACCUCAAGGCCAUCGACCUCUCCCGGAACCAGUUCCAUGACUUCCCCGAGCAGCUCACCACCCUGCCAGCGCUAGAGACCAUCAACCUAGAGGAGAACGACAUCGUGGGCAGGGGAGGGCAGAACCUUCCAGGGAGCUGCAGCUUCACCCUGGCCUUCAGCAAGAGAAGAGAUCCUCCAGAAUGCAGCCUCUGCUGUCCUCCUGGCCUGGGGGCACAGAUGCCUGCCAGGGCCUCAGGAUCGCCCUCCCCUGACUGUUGCAUGCCUGUUCGAGUCUCAUGCUGUGCCACAGAAUAA